Messenger RNA from Lepus europaeus (European hare), 1818 nucleotides. RefSeq names its product solute carrier family 19 member 3 (gene SLC19A3). Gene Ontology annotation, cellular component: plasma membrane. Gene Ontology annotation, molecular function: thiamine transmembrane transporter activity. Lineage: Eukaryota; Metazoa; Chordata; Mammalia; Lagomorpha; Leporidae. The transcript is spliced from 7 exons. The record is from RefSeq and is a predicted model, not a curated record. Gene Ontology annotation, biological process: vitamin transport; transmembrane transport. The coding region runs from base 282 to 1772 and encodes 496 amino acids.
CCUUUGGCCGCGGGUGCGCGUGGCUCUCCCGGCCAGGGAGCGAUUUGGUGCAGACUGCGCCCGCUGUAGUUAUUUGAGAGGCAGAGAGAGAGAACUCCGCUGGGUCACACCUCAAAUGCCUGCAACUUCUGGGGCUGUGCAGAGCCAAAGCUGGAAACUCAAUCCAAGUCUCCCACGUUGGCGGCAAGAACUCAACUACUUGAGCCAUUACCACCGCCUCCCAGGGUCUGCGUUGGUGGGAAGCUGGAGCCAGCAACCGGAGCUGGAAAUUGAAUCCAGCCAUGGAGUAUUUCAGAAUGUCACCAAGCAAUUCCUGGAUUUAUCCCACUGUGAUCCUCUGCUUAUUUGGAUUUUUCUCCACGAUGAGACCUUCAGAACCCUUCCUUAUCCCAUAUUUAUCUGGAACAAGUAAAAAUUUGACGAGCACAGAGAUCACAAAUGAGAUUCUUCCUGUUUGGACCUACUCUUACCUGGUGCUACUGCUCCCCGUGUUCGUCCUCACCGAUUACGUCCGCUAUAAGCCGGUCAUCAUCCUGCAAGGGAUCAGCUUCAUCAUUACCUGGUUGCUGCUCUUGUUUGGCCAAGGAGUGAAGGCCAUGCAGGUUGUUGAGUUCUUCUACGGGAUGGUCACGGCCACUGAGGUAGCUUACUAUGCCUACAUCUACAGCGUGGUCAGCCCAGAGCACUAUCAGAAAGUGAGCAGCUACUGUAGGAGCAUCACACUGGUGUCUUAUACAGCAGCCUCCUUGCUGGCCCAACUCCUAGUGUCCCUGGCCAACCUGUCGUACUUUCAUCUCAAUGUCAUAACCAUGGUCUCCGUCUCUGUGGCCUUCAUUUUCUCGCUUUUUCUACCAAUGCCCAAGAAAAGCAUGUUCUUUCAUGCAAAACCCAGCAAAGAGAUAAAGGAGUCACCAAGCAUGGACACAGUAUUAAAAGAAGCCUGUAAGGAUGAAGCACCAGGCUAUGAAGAGAAGAAACCCACUUUGGAAACACCCGUGACUUCAGGGAACCAGGAUGACGGCCACUUAGGCAGCCCCCAAACAGUGGCUUUGAAAGUUUUUGUGCAGUGGUUCCAAGAUUUGAAGGAAUGCUACUCCUCAAAACAUCUUUUUUACUGGUCCUUAUGGUGGGCCUUUUCCACAGCAGGUUUUAACCAGGUUUUGAACUAUGUUCAAAUCUUAUGGGAUUACAAGGCACCAUCACAAAAUUCUUUGAUCUAUAAUGGGGCAGUGGAAGCUAUUGCAACAUUUGGAGGGGCUGUGGCUGCCUUCGCUGUGGGUUAUAUAAGGGUCAACUGGGAUCUUCUGGGAGAGCUGGCUCUGGCGAUCUUCUCAGUUGUCAGUGCAGGCUCUCUGUUUGCCAUGCAUUACACAGUCAACAUCUGGGUCUGCUAUGCUGGCUACCUGAUCUUCAAGUCCAGCUACAUGCUUCUUAUAACCAUAGCAGUAUUUCAGAUUGCAGUUAAUCUCAGUGUGGAACGCUAUGCCCUGGUGUUCGGAAUCAACACCUUCAUAGCCUUGGUGAUUCAAACCAUUAUGACUGUGAUUGUGGUAGACCAGAGAGGGCUCCACCUGCCAAUCAGCAUUCAGUUUUUAGUGUAUGGGAGUUAUUUUGCCGUCAUUGCUGGAGUUUUCCUAAUGAGAAGUUUGUACAUUAUCUACUCAGCCACAUGUCAAAAUAAGGAAACGCAGAACCCUGCUACCAUUCAGAAUCCAGAUGAUCCAUCCCCAGUGGAGCCAAGUAACAACAUCAUCAUGUUAACAAAGUUCUAACUUCAGUGCAUCAACUGCUGCAGUGAUUUUCAAAUGAAAAUAGAGG